AGCCGCCGGGCUGUGGCCUGAAUCUCGCGAUAAAGGCUUAUUGUCUCGCGGGACUGCGUCUGGCAGACGGCUCCGGGCGGCCCUGGCCGUAGAAGAGUUGCAUGUGUCGCUUCAGCUGGCGGUAGUGGCGGGAGUGGAGGAGGCGGGGGCUGUGUGACCGCCUGGGUUGUGAGAUGGCUGCUGAUUUUUCUGAAUCCAGUGGACAUGACUGCAGAGGAGACCUGAGGAGCAAUACCAAGUUAGAUACAGAUUACCCACUUCGAGUCCUUUACUGUGGAGUCUGUUCAUUACCAACAGAGUACUGUGAAUAUAUGCCUGAUGUUGCUAAAUGUAGACAAUGGUUAGAGAAGAAUUUUCCAAAUGAGUUUGCAAAACUUACUGUAGAAAAUUCACCCAAACAAGAAGCUGGAAUUAGCGAGGGUCAAGGCACAGCAGGAGAAGAGGAAGAGAAGAAAAAACAGAAAAGAGGAGGAAGGGGUCAAAUAAAGCAAAAAAAGAAGACUGUACCACAAAAGGUUACAAUAGCCAAAAUUCCCAGAGCAAAGAAGAAAUAUGUAACAAGAGUGUGUGGCCUUGCAACUUUUGAAAUUGAUCUUAAAGAAGCACAAAGAUUUUUUGCUCAGAAAUUCUCCUGUGGUGCCUCAGUAACAGGGGAAGAUGAAAUCAUCAUUCAGGGAGACUUUACAGAUGACAUAAUUGAUGUCAUUCAGGAAAAAUGGCCAGAGGUGGAUGAUGAUAGCAUCGAAGAUCUUGGAGAAGUGAAGAAGUGACUUUGAAAAUGUGUCUGUAUUGAAUGAUCUGAACUGAGAGUUGAUAUGGCCAAAGGGAGAGAGGCCUUUUAAAAAUAUAUAUAUUUAUCCUACAGUAAACCUGUAGACUACCCUCACCCUUGGCAUUUUCACUGUUGUACAACGCUGCUUUUUUUUUUUUUUUUUUUUUUGCCUUAUUGCCAAAGUCUAAUAACAGGAGACUGUCAUGCUUUUGCAUGAAAUAGAAUUUAGUCAAAUAAAAAUUUUUGGUCAUUGGUACUGACUUUUCUCUUUCUCUCUUUUAAACUAAACACUGCUGACUUUUUGUGGAGAGCUUUCUGUUGAUUGUAGAUGAUCAUUUAAUGAAAUCAUGAUUUAUAGUGAGUAAUAUUUUAAAGAAUUUGAAUUUUGGCUUCAUCCCCAGUAAUAACUGUCUUCUUGCUCCUUUGGUAUGAUAGUUUUGAGAUGUUUGAGCAUCUGAUAGAUUUGCGGUUGAAUUUACUUAAUGGUUACCAAUCAAGUCCACCUUGUAGCCAUAUUGACGUAAUGUUGGUAGGAGUUGUUCAAGCUGUUCUGAAGAUUAUUUGGUAAAGUAUGUUAAAAGCCUUAAAACCAUCCACACUGUUUGACCUAGUAAGCCACUUUUUUGACAUUAUCUUAAAGAUAUAACCAAUGUUGCUUAAAAUUGUAGACGAGGGUAUUCAUUUUGUUGUUACUCAUAAUAUCAACACAUUAAAUAAUAUACAUGAAAAAUUGGGAAAUGGUUAAAGAAGUGAUGUUGGAUCAUAUGGUAGAAUAUUAUGCAUAUAUUAAAAAAUACUUUCCAAGAAUACUUCGAAACGUGUUUGGCAGUGUUAAGUGGAGGACAGACCCCACAUCUAUUGUAUAUGUCACCACUGUUGUUUUGAGUAGAAAGUCUUUCAGAGAGGUUGAGAAUUCUUGUUCUAGAUCUAAAUUUAAUGUGAAUAAAAUUCUUCUAACCAGUUGAAAAUAACAGCCAUGCUCAAUACAUAGUCUGGGAAAUAAUAAUUGAAAUUCUUUUCUCAUAAGAAGCAAUGACAAUUUUAAUGAAUGCACUAAAUGAAUUUAAACAUUUUUAUAAAGGUCUUAAGUCAGGUGCUACAGAUUGAAAAGAAGACUCAUGAUAUUUUAAAUUGCUAUAGAAACCUUUAAGAAAUUUAGAGCCCAUUGUUCAUUGCCAAGCAAAUUACAAUAUUAAUUGGAUGUUUUUUUAAAUAAUUAAAAUCUUAGAAUGUGUAAUAAAUAUAUCAGUCAAGAAAAUGAAGUUCUGCAUUAACUGCGAAUUUUACUGAAUAUGACUAUUUGAUGAAGCAAAUUUACCCAAAACCAUUUGGUGUUACUGUAUUAAUGCUGUUGGUGCUGGAAGAUGUCUAUGUGCUUGUAUCAACACACGUGACUUCAUGUAAAGAUUCUUAAUGUUCACAGUUCUUGACAAAUGCAAUUUCAAUCCUUAUGUAGCCAGCAGUAGAUGUUACUGUGGGAAAAUGCAGGAUUAAAUUGUCCUUGUGGAUAA
Molecule: messenger RNA, 2283 nt
Organism: Manis javanica (Malayan pangolin)
Lineage: Eukaryota; Metazoa; Chordata; Mammalia; Pholidota; Manidae
Gene: DENR
Product: density regulated re-initiation and release factor
Biological process (GO): formation of translation preinitiation complex; translation reinitiation
Molecular function (GO): mRNA binding; translation initiation factor activity
Source: RefSeq, a predicted model, not a curated record